CAGUAAUCAUACUUCAUAGCGGUGUGUUUGGUAUCGGUAUUUGCCAUUUGGUAUAAUUUAGAAAUUGUUUUUAAAUCGAUUAUUUGUCUUAUUGUAAUAAUCUAUAUUAAUUUGAAUUGCUAAAAUUUGGAGUAAAACAAGAUUUGCUCAAAAUGGCAUUUUCAAUGUUUUUACGAAGACCAGCAUGUACGACUCGACUGUUAUCCCAACAAUUAGUGGCUCUGUCAAAACCUACACAUUGUUCUCUCAAUCCAAAGAUGAUUGCCAGCAUUGCCCCUCUACAAAACUCAUUAUUGAAGUCUGAAACACCUAUUUCAAAUGUGAUUCGGUCUUUCAAGUCAUCAACGGUCCACGAAGAGCAUCCACAUGAUCACUCAAAAUUAUGGGUUAUAGAGAAACUUACGUCAGCAGCAAUGGUGCCACUAAUUCCUAUUUGCCUAAUGAUGCCUAAUAAGAUAUUUGAUUCUAUACUGGCUAUACUUAUUACGGCCCAUAGCUUUUGGGGUCUGGAAGCUAUAGCGGUUGACUACGUGCGAGCAUCUAUAUUUGGACCAAUUCUCCCCAAAAUCGCCAUCGGCUUAGUGUACCUUAUUUCUAUUGCUACUCUCGGCGGACUCUUUUAUAUAAUCACUCAUGACGUUGGUUUAGCUAAUGCUAUAAAACAAUUAUGGGCUGUAAAAGCAAAGCAAAAUGCGUAAAAAAUAAAAACAGAAUGCGGUAAAAAAUAUUUCAAUUAAUCCGCCAUACAAGAAGAACGCAUUCUCACAGAUUAUAUAAUAUCUAAUUAGCAAGUUUUUGACAUCUGUCAACAACACCUGACUUAAAACUAUACUGACAUAUUGGCAAUAAAUUUAGAGAAUAAUAUGAUGGAAAAAUAAGCUUUUUUUAAACAAUGACGAAGGUACCUAAUAAUUAUGUUUUGAGUUUUUUUUAAAAUUAAUCCAUUAUAUUAUUAAACUAUUUUAAAAACAUGGAAAGGCAAUCCGGUCGUUAUAGUUGCGAAUCGUUUCACGUUUUGUUUUGUAUAAUAAGGUCGUAAAUAUUAGUCAAUAUGUUGAGUACAAAUUAUAAUUUAUUUAAACAGUACAAAAUGUUAAACAUGUUACAAAGUUUUACUUACAAGAUGAUUGUUUUGAUUUGAAAUGUAUUUCGACAACUGUAUUAAUUUUUUUUUGAGACGUUUUGAGCCUUAUUUGUAGGUCGAAUCUUUCCGCGUAGGUACUUAAAGUUUGAAGUUAUUUUAUUCAUCGAACAAUGAGAUUGUGUUCCAAAUUGACUGUAAAACAGUAUUCUUUUAACUCUUAUGAAAUUAACCGAAAUGAAAUAAAUUAAUCGGAAUUAUCUUGCCUAAGUUAAGUUGCGUAAGAUGUGUUUGUUUUAAUUUAUUUAUAGAUAAAUAGUAUUUUAGCAGGUA
This is a messenger RNA of Leptidea sinapis, 1414 nucleotides long. It is a transcript of the gene SdhD, whose product is annotated as succinate dehydrogenase [ubiquinone] cytochrome b small subunit, mitochondrial. Gene Ontology annotation, molecular function: heme binding; ubiquinone binding. The record is from RefSeq and is a predicted model, not a curated record. The transcript is spliced from 4 exons. Gene Ontology annotation, biological process: tricarboxylic acid cycle; mitochondrial electron transport, succinate to ubiquinone. Lineage: Eukaryota; Metazoa; Arthropoda; Insecta; Lepidoptera; Pieridae. Bases 153 to 698 code for a protein of 181 amino acids. Gene Ontology annotation, cellular component: mitochondrial envelope; membrane.